This is a messenger RNA of Serpula lacrymans var. lacrymans S7.9, 1435 nucleotides long. RefSeq lists its product as uncharacterized. The transcript has 4 exons. The coding region runs from base 65 to 1243 and encodes 392 amino acids. The record is from RefSeq and is a predicted model, not a curated record. Lineage: Eukaryota; Fungi; Basidiomycota; Agaricomycetes; Boletales; Serpulaceae. Gene Ontology annotation, biological process: maintenance of rDNA; regulation of exit from mitosis.
GACAGACACUUCACUACUACCCUUUGCCUUUCUUUUCUUUCUUCCUCAAGCACUUUGAGUAUCGAUGUCUCUUCGACGGUUUGCACAGACUCAAAGCGCAACGACAGCCCCGGGCUCACCUAUCUCGCACAAUGGUAGUGGUACACAAACGCCCGUCACCCCCAGAACGCGUAUUUCUUAUGUUAACUCUCCAUCGUCUACGCCGUCCAUAUCGUCGUCCACACCAUUCGACUGGGAGGCGGCACGUUCACGAAGACCUCCACCAUAUGCAACUCCUUUAGCAGGUAAAAGAAAAGCUCGCAUGAGCACGGGGACAGGUUCAGAAACCGUUGGGAUGCCCAAAAGAGUGGUUCGGAAGAAAGGGAUAAUCCAGAGAAUAUCUUCUAUUCCGUCUUGGAUUGCGUUUGAGCUGUCUCAGUUUCCCAAUAACCUGCCCCUACCUGCACCAAAGACCAGUGCAUUUCUUAUCGGGGCCAGCAUGCACCUUCUUCACUUGUGGGUGCGUGUUGCCCAAGCUCAGGCGAUCUCCGACGCAGAUCUCGGUUGGGAAGACAUGUACAGAGAACGCGAUGGACUUUCGUGGUUUGAUUGGACUGUCCCAGCUACUUUUCUACUUCUUGGUGGCUCAACUCUGAAUGCCUUACAUCUUUUCACCCAGACGCGAAUCUAUAGGAUAUAUCAUCGCACAGAUCCGGUUUCUUCUCCGCAUGCGACUUUUGUCCCCUCGCCCUCUCGCGCGCAGUCGACAUCAGUUAUCAAUCCUACCCCUACUCUGGUCAAUCGCCUCCUGCGCCUUUUCAAAUCUCUUCUCAUUUUUUUCUGGCGGCUGUUCGUCUCAUUUUGGCGAUUCCUCCUCGGCAUCAGUCCUGCUUCUCCAUCGACUCCUUCGCCUGGAUCGUCAGGUCGUGCUAAACAACCACAGAUGCAGCAACUCGAGGUAUGGACGCCUGGCGAGCUCGAACGCGUGCUGCUGACCGUCUAUUCUCCUGUACACGCACUGGCAUGGAUGGCGACUGGAACGACAAACUGGGUUCUCAUGGCAUUUGUAAUGGGUGGGGUAGGUUUACAGAUGCAUGGGCUAGUCAAGGCAUACGAGGCGUUACUUAAAGAUAAGGAAAUCAUUGCGGCUGAGGUGAUGGCCGAGUAUAAUGAAGGGUUCGUCUAUCCGCGCAUCAACCCAAUUCGGAAGGACGUUGCUGUUAUGACACACCAGUCAGAGAUGGUGAACAUUUGGGAGGACUAGGCGCAUGGUUGUUCUGGGAAAAACAUGUACUUUUGAGUCAAUUUACUAACCAAUUCUUGUUUCUCCAAACUGCAAUACGGAUUUCUAAUUAGAAGCUUGAGCUUUACAUAAAGAACAAUUCGCAUACGCAUACCACCUGUAGCAAUAAUGAACGGCCUAUCAAGUAUUUUGGGUGCUAUAUACAUACUCAAA